This is a messenger RNA of Durusdinium trenchii, 1455 nucleotides long. NCBI's taxonomy places the organism in Eukaryota, Dinophyceae, Suessiales, Symbiodiniaceae. The record is from the annotation of a GenBank genome assembly.
AGUUCAAAGUAUCCUUUGCCCACAAUUUUGCAUUUCACAUCCAUGCAAUGUGGGCAAAGUUGGAUCUGAGUCCAUGGUCACAGCCCUUCCUUGUGGAGUUGUGCAUGCAGAAUGCGCAUCUUGGGAGAUUGCAUUCGAUCGGAUUCUGCUUGAGCGCUCAGUGGGGCAAGGUGUUGGAAGCUGAGAUGCACGCCUUCACACAUUCUUGCUCCUAGUAGUGUCCUUGCUCCUAGUAGUAAGGCCAGGAGCCGCUAGUAGCCUCCUUGCCUUCACACAUUCUUUUCUCUUCAAUAGUGUCAAUUGCACCACUAGGACAUUGUCAAUCGUGGAAUCAUCGGACAUGACUGCUUCACUGUGGCAGCUAGGUCAGUGCUUGCCUAAGGUGACCGCUCACGUGUACCAGGCUUCUCCACACUUUUGGAAAUCACUUCUUCGAUUCAGAAACAAGUAUGCGGCAGACGUUCUCUACAAGAAAAGUAUGUGCAUAGGCUGUUCUUGAUGGGCAUUACCAGGCACGAAUUGCCGCUUUGUUUCUUUGAAAGACUGAAACAGUGCCACGUUGGCCCAAAGGUGGCAGUAAAGCAGAUCAAUGACGUGGACAAGUCUGAGAAGGACUUACGCGCAUUCGAGCGUGAGGUGGCAGUCCUGAUGAGGACUUGUCAUGAAAAUUUGGUGCGGUUUCUGGGUAUUUCAUCCAUCCAGAGGCCAUUUCGCAUCAUCACAGAGUAUUGUGCAGGAGGCUGCGUCUUCUCCUUGCUGCACAACCAGGAGAUGCUGCUGGCAUGGCCACAGAAGUUGCGAAUCCUUUUGGACGUCGCAAAAGCCAUGCAGUACCUCCAUGAGUUCAAUCCACAGGUGAUCCACAGAGAUUUGAAAUCCCUGAAUCUCCUCUUGACAAAUCCUGUGAAGACUACGUUGGAUACACCAUAUACCAAGGUGUCAGACUUUGGCCUUGCACGAAUCAAGUGGCAGGCUGAGGCUGGCUCGACCUGGCCGCAAAUGACCAGAGCUGCUGGAACAUGCCAUUGGAUGGCUCCAGAAGUCUUUGUAAGCGACACCUAUGAUGAGAAGGUGGACUUGUACUCUUAUGCCAUGAUCCUUUUCGAGGUACUUUGCCAAGAGAUUCCCUUUGAGGAUCAAAACCCUGCAGACAUAGGGCACCUCUGUGUGAAAGGCUGUCGUCCUGACUUGGCAUCUGUGCCUGACGAAUGUCCUGAAGUCUUGGUGCAACUAAUGCAAACUUGCUGGGCUGGCACACCUGCCAAGAGACCACCUUUUUCUGAGAUUCUCCCAAUUCUGGAGCAGGUUGAGAUUCCACAGUGAUUGAUGCAAACAGUGGAAAAAAGUGAGUGAGAGCGCACAGUCUCAAGUGCUUGUAAUCGGGUUGGCAAGAAAUUCUUUUUGUGUGACAAGUUUGGACAGCGGCAGCCAGUUUUUUGUUGUCGACAAAUCAGC